Zeugodacus cucurbitae (melon fly) is the source of this 1329-nucleotide messenger RNA. RefSeq lists its product as uncharacterized. Gene Ontology annotation, molecular function: single-stranded DNA endonuclease activity; metal ion binding; nucleic acid binding. Gene Ontology annotation, cellular component: nucleus; mitochondrial inner membrane. Bases 94 to 1272 code for a protein of 392 amino acids. Lineage: Eukaryota; Metazoa; Arthropoda; Insecta; Diptera; Tephritidae. The transcript is spliced from 3 exons. Gene Ontology annotation, biological process: apoptotic DNA fragmentation. The record is from RefSeq and is a predicted model, not a curated record.
AUUUUCCUAUAUAAAUGCGGAAAACAAUGCAAACUUCAGUUAGUUCCUAAUUAGUGGUCACUGUGAAUCGUUGGGCAAUUUGAAUUUCGUAAAAUGUCAAAAUUGUGGCAAUUGUUGCCAUUUUAUUUGGUGCUAAGUAGUGUUUACGCCAACCCAUGUACUAUUCGAGUGCCGGAGGAGGUGCCGGAACCAACGCCAAUAAUUUUGAAAGAUAACGAGUUGUUCAGACCUAAUAAUAACGAAACUAAAAUUGAAGAUGGAAAGAGUAUAACGCUGUUUUGCGCUGGUCGAGGUAAUAAAAUAGUAAUCCUAAAUCAAGCAAAAGUCACAUUGACCUGCAAAGAUGGUAAAUUUCGGCAUGAAAAAAAAGAAUACAACUUAAAAGAAAUGAAAUGCAACGACGUACCGGACUCUGAGUUAAGGGAAACACGCAAAGCUUGUGCUAACGGUGCUGGCGAAUUCUACGAAGUGGGUUUUACGUACGAAAACAAAUUUCUCGAGAUCCUUACAAUAUGCUUUAAUAAAGCCACGCAGCGUACGAUUUACUCACGUAAUAUUAUUAAAAGAAAUGUGGAAAAGGUUAGAAUGAGACGGGCUUGCAAUACUCCUCCUUUUAAAAACAUUGGUAUGAACUUUCAACCAAACGAGUUCUAUAAAGUCGAGAAUCAAACAAUGCACUUCGAAAAUCUUUUUGGUCGCAACCAAAAGUUUCUGGUUAGCAACAUAACACGUUUCUUAGCGCGUGGUCAUCUAGCACCAAAUGCGGAUUUCACUUUUUGUUACGAACAGUUUGCCACUUUCUAUUUUGCGAAUUGUGCUCCUGAGUGGCAGCAGGUGAACGCCGGGAAUUGGGCAAAAGUGGAGAAAGCCACGCGCCAACUCGCCAUCAAUACCGAUAUAUUGACAUUCACCGGUACUUUCGAUAUAUUAAAGUUGCGAAUGCCAAAUACCCCUAUGUUCACUGAAAUUUAUUUGGAUCAUGCUAAACAGCUUGCUGCGCCGAAAUGGUACUAUAAAGUGGUGCACAAUCCUAAUUGGAAAAUUAAGAUCGUCUUUGUCACUUUGAAUAAUCCAUACAAUACUGUUGGUGAAGAAGUGGAGUUUUGUAAAAAUAUUUGUCGAGAGUAUGGUUUGGAUUCCCGCUUCUAUGAUAAUGUUAAUCGUGGUUAUACAUUUUGUUGCGAAUUAGAAGAUUUUUGGAAAAAUGCUGGGAUAAGUACAUCGGAGACACAAAAAUUUUAUGAUUUGCCACCAUGGUGGCAUUAUAAGUAGAGUUUCAUUUUGAAAAAAAAAAAACAAAAAAUAAAUAAAUAAAAUCAUAAAUAAUCA